Molecule: messenger RNA, 2060 nt
Organism: Gadus morhua (Atlantic cod)
Lineage: Eukaryota; Metazoa; Chordata; Actinopteri; Gadiformes; Gadidae
Product: odorant receptor 131-2-like
Exons: 2
Coding region: 9-935 (308 amino acids)
Biological process (GO): detection of chemical stimulus involved in sensory perception of smell; G protein-coupled receptor signaling pathway
Cellular component (GO): membrane
Molecular function (GO): G protein-coupled receptor activity; odorant binding; olfactory receptor activity
Source: RefSeq, a predicted model, not a curated record
ACGGAGAGAUGAAUGUUUCUGGGAGUAAUCAGGAGCAGGAGUCGAGGUACCGCGACGCCUUCAUCAAGAACCUGACUGUUGUUCUCCUCGGGAUCGUUAUAAACUACAUCAACGGCAGCAUGGUGCAUACCUUCCACCGAGAAGAGGUCCUCAGAGCAAACCCCCGCUACGUGCUCUUCAUCCACCUGGUGGUCAACGACAUGAUCCAACUCUUCAUCACUAUCUCCCUCUUCAUCUGCACCUUUGUCUUUUUCACCAUCAACGUGUCAGUAUGCUGCCUGCUGAUGACUGCUGCUGUCUUCACCACCCAGAACACCCCGCUCAACCUGGCCACCAUGGCGGUGGAGUGCUACGUGGCUGUCUGCCUCCCGCUCCGCUAUGCCACAGUGUGCACGUUGCGGCGUGCGCACCUGGCCAUCGGCCUGAUGUGGGCGACCAGUGCUCUGACGGUGCUUCCCGACUUCUUCAUACUUUUAGCCACCGAGCCGCUGAACUUCUUCCUGUCCCGCGUUUACUGCGACCGGGACAGAGUGUUCCGCAGCAUCUACAGCGUGGCUAAGCGAGACGCCACCAACAUCACCUUACUAGUCAUCGUGUGGCUCACGCUCCUCUACACCUACUUCAACAUCUUGUUCGCCGCAAGGUCAGCCAGCACGGACGUCAAGAAAGCGCGCAACACUGUCGUGCUGCAUGGCUUCCAGGUGCUGCUGUGCAUGAUGGUGUAUGUUCAGCCCAUUAUGCUGAAGGGCUUCAUGCUGCUCUUCCCUGAACAUUUCUCUAUGUUGCGCUUCCUCUCUUUCAUCCUGACCCAGAUCCUCCCCCGUUUUGUCAACCCCAUCCUGUACGGUCUCAGAGACAAGACCUUCCGGAGGUACCUGAAGAAGUAUAUCCUGGGUAGGAGCCGGCCCUGCGGCCGGAUGAAGAGCUUCUCCUGAGCGACCGUUGAGUUUCAUUAAAAUGUGGGGUAUUGAAAUUAGCAUUCAUAUAUAUUGGAAUGUUUGAAACAUUUAACGUUUCAUAUGAUAUACGAAAAUUCCCAUAAAACGGUAUUCUAGAAUCAUUGGUAGAGGGUUUGUUAAUAUUAUAUUACAGUAAAAAAUGUAUAAAACAAGUUCCUGUUUAAUCAUACAGCAAACUUAAAAACAAUAGUUGGUUGACCAAAAUUGUGAACAAAUAACAAUAAAAGACAACAGGGCACACGACAUGGCCGGAAUGGGAAAAUCCCUCAGGCCAGGAAAUAUAGUGUAAAAUAUAGCCCCAGGCCAGUUAUUAAUUGGGGGGUAUAGAGAAUUAGAUCUUGGAGUAGCCCAGGGCGGUUAUCCGUGGUCAAAACAAUCGUACAAAAAAAAGCACAUCGUAUUAGGCUAGAUCGUUAUGAAAAAGUCAGAUCACUAAAUAAGUUAUGUAGCUUACUGUUACAGUUGUCACUGUGUUGGAAAGUUACUUUUGAAAUGACGCACAGCAGGUGCAAUUGCAAAUUCUGUGAGCAUUUCAACGCUAAUGUCAACCUAAGCAUGCCAAAAGAUUCAAAAAUUCAAACAUGACCACAAGACCACUUUGAAGUGCAUCACUUGGUUCUAUAUAUCAAUAUAUAUCAGGAAGUGUGUUUUGCAGCUAUAUUGAAGGAUGCAGAAAAUCUAAAACAUUUUGUAAUCAAUGCAUAUUGCAUUGUUUCUAGUAAAGGCUCACUGGACACUUUGUUUCAGUCUGCAAUGCUCAAAAGAGUAAGACCAUGAAGCUGAGGGGUUGACUAAGCAACUUGUAAAUCAUUUUGGACACAAAUGUUUUUUAUUUAGAAUCCAAGCCUUAUAAAUGCUCACAGCAUAACCAAAAGUAAUAUCCGUUAAGGUUCUGAAGGAAAGUUCUAGUAGCUCAUGUGUUUUAUGCACAAUUAUCUAUCAACUUUCUGGGCAAAACUAACUUCAAUCAUGGUUGUGUGUGAUCAAUACUUUGAUAAGUUUUUCUCACUCAUUUCAGGGGAAAUGAGUGCCCUAAAGAAUUCUAGGAGUAGGUCUAUCUAGUAACAGCAAAUUGCUGGGAGAAGCAUGUAUCAUCCAAAC